Messenger RNA from Nerophis lumbriciformis (worm pipefish), 6089 nucleotides. Its product is annotated as gap junction beta-1 protein-like. Gene Ontology annotation, molecular function: gap junction channel activity. Gene Ontology annotation, cellular component: connexin complex. Gene Ontology annotation, biological process: cell-cell signaling. The record is from RefSeq and is a predicted model, not a curated record. Lineage: Eukaryota; Metazoa; Chordata; Actinopteri; Syngnathiformes; Syngnathidae.
GUGUGAUAUCAUUUGCGAUGCAAAGUCUUGCCGCUUACUGGUGGCAGACAUUAGUUCCAAAAAUAUGUUAUUUUUUGUAAGCCUCAACUAAAGACCCGGAACAAAAAAUGAACUGGGCCUCAUUUUAUGCUGUCAUCAGCGGCGUCAACAGACACGCCACAGGAAUCGGCCGCAUCUGGCUCUCAGUGCUUUUCAUUUUCCGCAUCCUGGUGCUGGUGGUGGCAGCAGAGAGUGUGUGGGGGGACGAGAAGUCGGGCUUCACCUGCAACACCCAGCAGCCGGGCUGCAACAGCGUCUGCUACGACCACUUCUUCCCCAUCUCCCACAUCCGCCUGUGGGCCCUGCAGCUCAUCCUGGUCUCCACGCCCGCCCUUCUGGUCGCCAUGCACGUGGCCCAUCGUCGCCAUGUGGACAAGAGGCUCUACACGUUGUCAGGGAAGAGCAACCCCAAAGACCUGGAGCAGAUUAAGACCCAGAAGAUGAGAAUCACGGGCGCCCUCUGGUGGACGUAUGUCAUCAGCCUGCUGUUCAGGGUCACAUUUGAGGUGACCUUCAUGUACAUCUUCUACAUGAUCUACCCCGGCUACAAGAUGAUCCGCCUGGUCAAAUGUGACUCGUACCCCUGUCCCAACACAGUGGACUGCUUUGUUUCCAGGCCGACGGAGAAAACCGUCUUCACCGUGUUCAUGCUGGCUGUGUCGGGCGUUUGUAUCCUGCUCAACAUCGCAGAAGUCGUCUUUCUGCUAGGAAAGGCUUGCAGUAAGCAGUGGAACAAAGCUGGAGACUCAAAUAUGGGGGCUUGGCUGCAACAUAAACUCAUACUGGGGAAAUAAGGCCAACUGAAACUGUCAGAUGCAGACCACACUCACCUACUACAAGUUUUGAUUUACAGUACACUAUUAUAUGAACGUGCAAGACCAUAUGUACUGUACAUGUUGAAGCAUGCAUACUAACACACUCACUGGUCGCAAUAUUAGGCACACUUACACAUUCUAAUGACUCGUUUCUAUGCAAGCCUGUUUACACUACUGAAAAAAACAAUACCCGUAUCGUAACUCAUGAUUAUAAGGUAAAAAGUCGAAAUUAUGAGAUAAGAAAAUUGAAAUGAUGAAAUAAAAAGUUGAAAAUAUGAGACAAAAAAGUCCAAAUUAUAGGAUAAAUAGUCAUUACCAUGAAGUAGAAAGUCAUAAAUAUCAGAUAGAAAGAUGAAAUUCUGAGAGAAAAUGUUGAAAUUCUGAGAUAAGAAAGUCGAAAUGAUGAGAUAAAAAGUCGAAAUGAGAUAAAAAGUCAAAAUAAGGAGAUAAAGUCGUAAUUAUGUGAUUGAAAAGUCAAAAUUAUGAGAUAAAAAGUCAUAAAUGCUCAGUGGACGCAUUUAAGUCCCAUUUUGAUUGAUUGAUUGAGACUUUUAUUAAUAGGUUGCACAGUGAAGUACAUAUUCCGUACAAUUGACCAAUAAAUGUAUAAUAAAAAAUAAAAGUUUUUCAACUUGUUUAAGUCGGGGUCCACUUAAAUUGAUUCAUGAUACAGAUAUAUACGAUCAUAUAUACUAUCAUCAUAAUACAGUCAUCACAUAAGAUAAUCAUCAGGGUGUAUACAUUGAAUUAUUUACAUUAUUUACAAUUCGGGUGUGUGUGUGUGUGGGGGGGGGGUUAGGUUUGGUUGUUAUCAUCAGUCAUCAACAAUUGAGAACAGAGAAAUGGAUAUUGAAACAGUGUAGGUCUGACUUGGUAGGAUAUGUACAGCAAGUAGUGGACAUAGAGAGAGAGAGAGAGAGAGAGAGAGAGAGAGAGAGAGAGAGAGAGAGAGAGAGAGAGAGAGAGAGAGAGAGAGAGAGAUCAGAAGGCAUAAGAAAAAUAUCUGCAUUUGAUUGUUUACAUUUGAUUAUUAACAACAACCCGGUGAGGGUGUUAGUUUAGGGUCGAAGUUGCCUGGAGGUGUACUUUUAUUGCGGUUUUGAAGGAGGAUAGAGAUGCCCUUUCUUUUAUACCUGUUGGGAGCGCAUUCCACAUUGAUGUGGCAUAGAAAGAGAAUGAGUUAAGACCUUUGUUAGAUCGGAAUCUGGGUUUAACGUGGUUAGUAGAGCUCCCCCUGGUGUUGUGGUUAUGGCGAUUAAGGAAGUAGUUUGACAUGUACUUCGGUAUCAGGGAGGUGUAGCGAAUUUUAUAGACUAGGCUCAGUGCAAGUUGUUUUACUCUUACAUCUUAAAACUAGCUAUUAAAUAGACUCUAUUUUAGACCAGUUGACCUGCCGCUUCUCUUUUUUUGCCCCCCUCCACUGGAGAGGUUACCAGGUGGCCACUGAUAAUACCUGAAAACGUAUCCGUCUGGAGGGGGCAUAGGCUGGUUUAAGUUGUGACCUGGGGUGGACCACACAUCUAUGACAUGAAAGAAGACCUCCUGUGACCUUCUACUAGCCCCAAAUGAACUGGACUCACACAAUAUCAUGAACAAUUCAGUAACUGUACCCACUUGACAUCCAUUGCAGCCGGUCACCCGGGAGGGGGGGUCCCUACAUCUGCGACCCCUUUCCAAGGUUUCUUUUUUUUCUCAUUUUGGGCUCUUUGAGUUUUUCCUUUGGUUCAGAUCAGGUGUGGGUUCAGAUCAGGGGAUGUCCUUGUGGUUUGUGCAGCCCUUCGGGGCACUUGUGUUAAAGGGCUAUAUAAAUAAACUUUGAUUCAGUGAUUGAUAAUUAUGACAUUAAAAAGUCAUAAUUACAGGAUGAGAUGUCAAAAUUAUUGGGAAAAAAAUGUCAUAAUAAUGAGAUAAAAAGUUGAAAUUACAAGAUAAAACAUUAUAAUUAUAAGAUUAAAAAAUCAUAAUUAUAAUAAUUGAGUUAUAAUAUUAAACUUUGUAUCACUUAAUUAUUAGUUUAUCUCAUUAUUAUGACUCUUUAUCUAAUAAUUUCGACUUUUUAUCUGAUAAACCAGCAGGCACAACCUAGUGAUACAACAUUGAUUAUCCAAAACCCAAAACCAGUGAAGUUAGCAGCGUUUCUGGGUGUUGUUGAUAAAUGGCUUUCGCUUUGCAUUGGAGAGUUUUAACUUGCACUUCCAGAUGUAGCGACAAACUGUACUUACUGACAGUGGUUUUGUGAAGUGUUCCUGAGCCCAUGUGGUAAUAUCCUUUACACACUGAUGUCGCUUUUUGAUGCAGUACCACCUGAAGGAUCGAAGGUCCGUAAUAUCAUCGCUUACGUGCAGUAAUUUCUUCAGAUUCUCGAAACCUUUUGAUGAUAUUACGGACCGUAGAUGGUGAAAUCCCUAAAUGUCUUGUAAUACCUCGUUGAGAAAUGUUGUUCUUAAACUGUUUGACAAUUUGCUCAUGCAUUUGUUCACAAAAGUGGUGAACCUCGCCCCAUCCUUGUUUGUGAAUGACUGAGCAUUUCAUUGAAGCUGCUUUUAUACCCAAUCAUGGCACCCACCUGUUCCCAAUUAGCUUGUUCACCUGUGGGAUGUUCCAAAUAAGUGUUUGAUGAGCAUUCCUCAACUAUCUCAGUCUUUUUGUGACAGCGUUUUUGAAACAUGUUGCAGGCAUCAAAUUCCAAAUGAGCUAAUACUUACAAAAUAUAACAAAGUUUUCCAGUUCGAACAUUAAGUAUCUUGUCUUUGCAGUGUAUUCAAUUGAAUAUAGGUUGAAAAGGAUUUGCAAAUCAUUGCAUGUUGUUUUUAUUUAUGAUUUACACAACGUGCCAACUUCACUGGUUUUGGGUUUUGUACAUACAUGUCCUUUAAAACCGACUCUGAAACAAUGUUGAAAAAUUGUUGUAUUUGUAAAUUGAGACAACAUUGAUGUCCAACGUUGGAUCUAUGUUGUUGGUUGGGAAAUGACCAAAUUUCAAUGGUCAAAUCAACGUCAGAACCCAACAUUGAUUAAACGUCGUCAAAAAGCAUGUUGUUUCAACAUUAUGGUAGAGUUGCUCAACAUCAGAACCUAAUUCAACAAGUUCUCAACGUUGUUUUAACGUAUUGUGCCUGCUGGGAAUUAUGACCCGUUUAUCUCAUAAUUAUGACUUACAAUGGGAAUAUGUUUCUUUCAGUCGCAGCAACAGGCUUCUAUAAGUUUCAGUGUUAAAUCUGUACACAAAAUUAUACUUUCGUAAUUAUAAUAAAAAAAUAUUGAUUGACGCAAAUAAAAAAGUAAUAAUUUGACAACAUGCUUAUUACAGUUUUUACAAUUUUAUCACGCAUUUAUACAUUUCAUUUGCUGGGUUCUCAAUGGUGCCAAAAUACCUUAAUAUUUGAUCAAAUGGAAUAUUUGUCAUGUAAGCAAAAAUCCCCAAGUGACGUAAUUAAAGUCUUAUCUGUUAAAAAGAUGAACCUGAUCAGUCAAUUGAAGGGUUGGAAAACAUAAUUGAACACAGUUGGGGUAAAAGAAUAAUAUAUAUUUUGUUAUCUAAAUAUGUUUACACCACAUGUGCCAGAAGUAUAAUAAAUGUAUUCAACUUGUAUACAGUAAAGUAGACACUAAUAAUAAAUGUACAAUACACUCCUUUACUAUAUGUAACACAGUGCUCCAUUCACAUGGAUUGUGGUUAGAACCCUCCUUUGAGGUAUAAAUGAAGCACUACAUCUUUAAAUCAUAUAUUGAUAAAUGACUUUUUACCACUGACCAGAUGUUGUAAAACUUGUUAGUGCGAUGAAGAAUAAACCAUUGUUUACUUCAUUGGAUAUUUGGUGACAGACGGCACCUGUGAGUUUGCGUCUCUGACUGAUGAAGUUCCCCUUCUGCAGGCAGUAGAGCAGUUUUGGGUUAUCAUUAGCCUCACCACCUAGGGGGGUCAGGUUGACCUCGCCGACAGCUGGACCUGCAGGGGCACGUCUCUUUUUAUGGAACACAUUAACACGCAGAGUAUUGACAGCAAAAAAAAAAAAAAAAACGACAUCAUGUUGGCUUUUGGUUAGUUAUCAUAAAAAUGAUAUUUCACAGUCACCCGAGGCUGCGUGUGUAACGUUUGUUCCGUGAUGUGGUAUUAUUUUGAGAUUAUAUCUCUCUAUCAGCAAUUCAAAUUUUAAAGAGUGAAAAGGGAUUACGAUCAAGUCAUUUGUACAUUAAAUUUUUUUAACAUGGGCACGAUGCAGUUUUUACAUGUAAUGUUCAGACCGGGGUAUUAUUUGGAUUCCCUAUUAAAUUACUGAAAUGUUAUCCUGUACCUAAAAAGGUAUGGAUAUCGAAUUCGCCACUUUUACAGGCACCAACCAAAUUCUGUCAGUACUACCGGUAUAGAUGCGCAUAAAAUCAGACAAAGCCAUAUUUCCAUACCGGCACAAGCACUUGGCGGAUAGAAAAGCAGUCAAGCACUCAAUAUAACAAUUUCCUAUACCAAAAAGUAUAGUAAGGCUCCACUUUUAGCUUGAUGCUAAUUUACAUUGGAUUUUCCAUAGCCAUGCUAUCACUUAGCAUUAGUGAUUUUACAACACCUCCGAAUUUGUUAAUGAAAACCACAACAAGAUUACAAUCAAACAGGUUACAGUAUAAACACUUUGUAGAACUCAACAAAAGACAAGACUGGCACACUCAACUUAAUGGCAAAGACAACUUCCUGGAUAAGGCAACACAACGUAACCUACACACUACUGCCAUUUAAUAUCUUGUAUUAUAACUACAUGCGAAAUGUACUGUAUAAUAUGAGACACAGAAGUGUUAGAAAGCAAUAUACAACAAAGCACAGUUAUUAUCAUACGCUUAGUGUUAAAUGAUAAAUAAAUGCAUUAAAAAUUGGUACCAUUGAGUACUGGUAUCGAUUCCCAGGUAGCGAGAAUUGGUACCAUAUCGAUUCAAAUGUGAAAGGUACCCAUCCCUAUUUGUAUAUAGUAUGUAAUGGUCAUACCAUCCAUCUAUCUACUGCAGCGUUUCUCAAACUGUACAGUGGUAUGCCAAAUAAUCACCAAAUUAAAUAUUCAAACACGGCGUCACUGUUCAAACUGUGUGUAAUGCUGCAGUGGCCAAAAUAUAAAAUAUACUUGUUAAAUAAAACCUCUGCCUUGUUUUAGUGAAUACUUAGGCCUACUACGCUACUGUAUUUAAAUGUUUUCUGAGGUCACACUUGUCACGGCCCGGGCGCACCUCAGUGCGCAUGCAUCUGUGCGCUGC